AUGUCGGUCUUUGUAAACUAUGGCGGUCCCAAACUGGACAAGAAACAGAAGCAGCUCGUCCGUUCCCAGGCCAUGGUCUCGGUCCGCGGCCAACAGAAACUUGCCAGGGCCGCCAACGCGCAUCAGCGUGACACAGGUGUAACCAAUCCUUCGGGUCCCUCGGCAGCAUCCGCUACUGUUUUGAGCUUAAAUCCGCGCAGGCUUGCUCCUGCCAUCCCCACCCCAAGCACGACCGAUGUCUCUGAGGAUUCUGAGGACUCCACCGCCAUGGUGUUAGCCAAGGCACCGAGAGCCAACACUAGCCGCAAGCGCGCCGCCGCCGCUGCUGCUGCCGCUGCCGUCGCCGCUCCUGCACUCGUCUCUAGCCGGGCCCGUCAUGCUGUUCCUCCCUCCAACAUCAGAGACAUGUGCGGCGCACCCCCGCUGUCCACCCACUCCACGGGAGUGUCGGCCCGCACGUUCCAAGAUUACCUCUCCCGAUGUAACAACUACUCCUCGUACCUCGACCAGGCGUUUGUUCUGGUGGGGUUCAAGCAGCCGUCGUAUUUUAGGCCUGACAUGUCAAAGUCGGCCUGUAUCUACAUUGGCUGGCUGCUUACGGCAGGUGUCUUGGACGCAUACAAGGGUAGGGACGAGAUGAACUAUCCCUACUACGAGUACAGGGCUGUGUCUGAGCUCCAGAAGUUCAUCGACGGGGCGGAGCAGAGAGAGCUCCAUGAGGUUGUCUACCCGGUGGUGGUGCUCUCCAUGUUUGAGAUGGUGCGUCUGAGCCCGAGGGCCAUCACACAUUCUGCUGCGGUGGAGAUGUUUAUCAAGUCCAGAGGAGGCUUAGCCAAAAUGCCGGUGGUAAUGCAGCACUUGGUGGUAAUGGGCGACAUGCUGCAAGGCGUUUCCCUGGAUGCCCCCUUGGCUUUUAACAUUCUGAACCCAGUCACCAGCCUCCGAGCCGCUACAGUGGGGCCGUUCGAGGGCCAGCAGUUCAGAUCAUCCCCCUUCCUAAUGUGUGACGCCGACGAAUUCGAUCUGGCCAAUAAGUAUGUCCAGCCACACAUUCACGGGGAUCUGCCUGAGGUGUUGCAGUCGGCUUUGGAUUCCUUGAGGCGUUUUUUCAAAAUACCAUCCGAGCGGGGGUGGGAAGACGAGGCCGAUUGGCAGCACCUCGGAACAGUCGACUUGGACCGUAUCAUCGAUCAACCAUGGGAGGCCUCCGAUAUCUCUGGCUUGUUUCUCGAGACAUGUGCCUUGACGGCCAGGAUCAUGAGACGGACUCUGUUGGAGGGACUGGAUGCCUUCGAUGACGGCGCGAACAAGGAAGACUUGCAGGUUAUCUACGAAAAUGUCCGAUUCAUUGGCCUAAAGGCUUGGGUUGGGUUGCCGUACAUCUAUGUCUGGGUGAACUUGAUCGGCUUUGAAGCAUCAACCGACAUCAAGAUGAAGGCAUAUUUUGUAGCCGAAGUGGUGCGAUGCGCCUUUAGCUAUGGCUGUUAUCAGAUGGAGAUCUUUCAUGCCAUUCUUUCCAACUUCUUGUCCAUGAGGAAUGCGCUGAAGGAGAGGAAAUUUGCCCGCAUAGCCUUGACACUGGGAGAUUGUGGGUUCCUUGCUUGA
Messenger RNA from Podospora anserina S mat+, 1605 nucleotides. RefSeq lists its product as uncharacterized. The record is from RefSeq and is a predicted model, not a curated record. NCBI's taxonomy places the organism in Eukaryota, Fungi, Ascomycota, Sordariomycetes, Sordariales, Podosporaceae. The coding region runs from base 1 to 1605 and encodes 534 amino acids. The transcript has 5 exons.